UUGGUCUAAUUAAAUACUCAUUUCUUUUCCCUUCGUAGGUUUUUGAAACAUGAAUCCUUCACUCUUCCUGGCUGCCCUUUGCUUGGGAAUAGCCUCAGCUGCUCCAAAACAUGAUCACAGUUUAGAUGCACAAUGGAGCCAGUGGAAGGCAACGCACAGAAGACUAUAUGGCGUGAAUGAAGAAGGGUGGAGGAGAGCAGUGUGGGAGAAGAAUAUGAAAAUGAUUGAACUGCACAAUUGGGAAUACAGCCAAGGGAAACAUGGCUUCACGAUGGCAGUGAAGGCCUUUGGUGACAUGACCAAUGAAGAAUUCAGGCAGGUGAUGAAUGGCCUUAAAAACCAGACGCACAAGAAGGGGAAAGUGUUUCAAAAACCGCUCUCUGCCAAGAACCCCGAAUCUGUGGAUUGGAGAGAGAAAGGCUGAACUCCUGUGAAGGAUCAGGGUCUUUGUGGUUCUUGUUGGGCUUUUAGUGCAACUGGUGCCCUUGAAGGACAUACAUUCUGGAAAACUGGCAGACUUGUUGCACUGAGUGAGCAGAACCUAAUGGACUGCUCUUGGGCUCAAGGCAAUGACGGCUCUUUUGGUGGCCUCAUGGAUAAUGCCUUCUAGUACGUCAAAGACAAUGGGGGCCUGGACUCGGAGGAAUCCUAUCCAUAUCUUGCGAGGGUAAGCGGAAAUCCUGCAAAUAACAAGCCUGACUAUUCUGCUGCCAAUGACACUGGCUUCCUGGACAUCCAGAAGGAGAAGUUCCUUAUGGAGGCAGUGGCAACUGUGGGGCCCGUCUCUGCUGGGAUAGAUGCCAGCCGGGAUACCUUCCACUGCUAUAAAGAUGGCAUUUAUUAUGAUCCAGCCUGCAGCAGGGAAUAUGUGAAUCAUGCCAUUCUGGUGGUUGGCUAUGGCUCUGAAGGAAAAGAUUCAAAUAAUAAAUAUUGGCUUGUCAAGAACAGCUGGGGUAUAGGUUGGGGCAUGAAUGGCUACAUAGAGAUGGCCAAAGGCUGGAACAACCACUGUGGAAUUGCCAACCUGGCCAGCUAUCCUGUCACCUAGAGGACUUGACUGAGAACAGAAUAUCCAGAGGAGGAAUUUUAUGUUAAACUGACCAGACCUUAUUGUGUGGAAUAAUACACUUGAAUCAAUGAAGAUCCAAAUUGUGAUUUGAAUGUUGUGACUUUUUU
Messenger RNA from Ceratotherium simum simum (southern white rhinoceros), 1176 nucleotides. The record is from RefSeq and is a predicted model, not a curated record. Lineage: Eukaryota; Metazoa; Chordata; Mammalia; Perissodactyla; Rhinocerotidae.